CUUACGUCUCAAACUGAAUCGAACUGCCCACCUUUACAUUCCACUGUUUACAACUGAUUUGAGUGAUUUCCUACAUACUCUCUCUCUAGAAUCCCUUUUUCUGUUUCAUACAGGUAACAUUUUCAAAUUGGGUCUCUUCCGAGCUGAAGUGAAUUGGGUUUUUUUUCACAGAUGCAGUGAAAAAUGGAAAAGGAAGCAAAGAAGGAAGCUUUUAGGAAGUAUCUGGAGUCUAGUGGAGUUCUUGAUGCUCUGACCAAAGUUCUUGUUGCACUAUAUGAGCAGAACGACAAACCUUCUUCUGCUGUUGAGUUCGUCCAGCAAAAGUUAGGUGGUCCAACUGUGCUCGAGUAUGAAAACCUACAAACUGAAAUGUCAGAUUUGCAAAAAAAAUAUAACGAGCUUUUGGCAGCACACCGAGAAAAAUGCAAGGAGCUAGAGGAAUUUAAGAACUCGCACACCAUGGCAUCUUCCAAGGAGACUAUUGACGCGGAAGCCCCCAAAGACGAGUUAUGAAGGAGAAAUGUAUAAAGAACUACUACCAAGUUACACAAAACAAAAGCCUCCAGGCCCUUCACUGAUGAAUGGUAUUAACAUUAUGCACAUUGGAUUAACCUAGAUUUCUUUAGCGUAGAAUCCGGUAUGUACUUUGUGACGAGAGUUCUCUCGAGAAAACAUUUAUGUUCCUUCUCCCCUUUUCCACAUUUUGUUGCUUCUAUUGAAUUCAGGUGAAAUGUCUUUAUUUCUAACCCAUGUAAUAUCUCUUUCCCUCCAAUCUAUUGUUUCCAGUAUUUUUAUUGGAUAUUCCAUACUUUUUCUACGAAAGCAUUUCCUAUAGUAUACAAUGGAGAGUUUUGUCACAACAUUGCCAUA
This is a messenger RNA of Cornus florida, 870 nucleotides long. RefSeq lists its product as uncharacterized. Gene Ontology annotation, biological process: regulation of DNA-templated transcription. Gene Ontology annotation, molecular function: transcription coactivator activity. The record is from RefSeq and is a predicted model, not a curated record. Lineage: Eukaryota; Viridiplantae; Streptophyta; Magnoliopsida; Cornales; Cornaceae. Bases 184 to 513 code for a protein of 109 amino acids. The transcript is spliced from 5 exons. Gene Ontology annotation, cellular component: nucleus.